AUGUGUUUCGAUGAACAAAAUCUCAAAGCUGUCACUCUCAGAGUCGAGUACCUAAAGAAUGCAACGAAGCCGAGAGGAAACAUGCGUACCAAUGUCGGCCUCAAACCAUUCAGGGAGUCGACCGAGGAUGAGGAGUACCAGUAUGAGGAUGACUUGCCAUCAAAGAACGGUGAAGGUUCAAGCGGUGCCAAGGUCUCUGCAGUUCCCUUUACCAGCAAUCGGGAGGGUCUUCGUAGCCGUGUUCCUGUUGCUUCGAGUGCUGAUGGUGUCGCCAAUGACAACGAUAAGCCUGUUACCUCGAAGCGAAGAUGGGCCAACAUACCUAAGUCUAUGAUGUUCUUCCCACCUCUUAAUGAUGACAAGGAUUCUACUAUCUCAAAGGCUGUCGACCCUAGCGCUGAUAAGCUGGCUAGCGACGAGAAUCCCGUCAUCCCGCCACCUAUCUUGUCCCAGGUCGUCGCUACUCAAGCCGUCGCACAGCCCAUCAUCACUAAGGCAGAGAAGGAAACCGUCGACCGAAUUCUUGUUCUUCUGGGGUUACUUUCAGGGCGUUUGAAUAGUGCACAAGCCUCUGGUAGCGGUAGCAACCUCGUUGACACAGUCCAAAAGCCAAUGGCUAAGGGCAACGCUAAGUCUAUCUCCACUACCCGUCAUCGAGCCAAGUCUACUGCCGAUGAUAGCUCUGAUUGCGUCGACGAUGAUGGCUCUUCCAACUCGGACUCCGACGGUAUCGAGAAGAAGAAGAAGAAAGUCGUAGCGCCUGAGAGAUCAACUAAGCACAAGAAGCCUAGCAAGGAAGACCCAGAUGCAGACUAUGACGAUGGUGCGCUGAAGAAGAGAUCUGCGGGCGAUGGAGAUUCCGGAAGCCGAAAGCGGAAGUACAAGCGUAAAUUCUGA
Messenger RNA from Mollisia scopiformis, 897 nucleotides. RefSeq lists its product as uncharacterized. The transcript has 10 exons. The record is from RefSeq and is a predicted model, not a curated record. The coding region runs from base 1 to 897 and encodes 298 amino acids. NCBI's taxonomy places the organism in Eukaryota, Fungi, Ascomycota, Leotiomycetes, Helotiales, Mollisiaceae.